UAAAAACCCUAGUAGCACAGUUCCAAAAAUUGGCUAGCACAGUUUUUUUUUUCGUAGCACAGUCCUUAAAAUUGGCUAGCACAGUUUAUUAUUUCGUAGCAAAGUCCAAAAAAAUCAGCUAGCACAGAUUGACCUGCGAGACGCGAAAGUCGACCAAAACAAACGAACAAAACGACAAGUGCAAGUGUGACGAGGCAAUAUACACACGCACACACACACACAGUUUUCUUUUUAGUUUUUUUUUUUAUGUUAUGUAUUUGAAUGUAAAUAGCAGUGUUUGAAGCUACUACAGUAAAUGUUUAACUAAAGUGCAAGUUUGAUCAGUAUUUCCCCAUAACGUUUCAGUGUAUGGGUGUACAUCUGUUGUGUGUGUGUUUGUGCUUUCGUGUUAGUGUACUAUUGUAGGAGUUUAAUGGAGUGUGGGAGGGGAAACGCUGUAGUAACAAUUUAACGAAAUCUACAGUACAAUAUCUGAAAUUGGACGAGGCGUCAUCGGCAAACAGCAGAGAAUUAGAAGAGAAUUUAAUUACCUGAAGGAAAAACAAAAACGACAAAGGAAAUACUAAGAAGACGACGACAAGAAGAAAACUGUUGGACUCUGCAGUGGCGCUAGAAUGUCAAACCAGGCCGAUAUUGAUUAUGACAAACAAUUCCAGGAUGACAUGGCCAAGGCAACGGCUCUCAGUUUGGAGCAACAGGCGUUAGAUGAUUAUAGGCGACAUAAGAAAUAUGGUCCGGCGGCCUAUGGUUAUGGACAGCAGCAGCGUGGUGGUGGUACUCAUCUUACCCAGCGUAGGCAUUCUGAGAUCCAUCAGCAAUCGAUGGCAGCAUUGACAACGGAAGCUCGACCCAGUAGCAAUGUGGAAAGAUCGCGGACUCCGCCAGCCUCUCAGACACCAGAGAAUGAUUUGAUAAGCUUUGCCAGUCCAACUAGCAAACAUCCGGAGGGUGGAGGAACACCGUUUGGUAAACUAAUCGAGGAUUUGCAGCGUCUACAGACAACAAAUCCACAAACGGCUCUAGUCCCACUUGCUCCAGCACAAACACCUGGACCGCAUUAUGGUUUUGCUCCGCCUCCCUCCGCUAUGCCCUAUGGUGGAGCAGUUGCAGGUGCUGCCGGUGCUGGCAUGCAAUUGGUUCCCUAUCAACCCCAACAGCAGCAGCAGCAACGUCCAUUGAACAACGAGGAAUUGCAACGUCUCUACAGCCUGCCCAAUCAUAAUCAAUUGGCUGUGGUCCAACCAGUAGUUCAACCAACCGCCUACCUCUAUUAUCCUGGCGCUGUGCCCAUAGUGCCCGGCUCGGCUGCCUUUAUGCCGCCUCAGUAUGUUAGCCAUGGAUACGGUUAUGCUCAGCACCCGCCCGGCUCGGCUGCGGCACCUCCUGCAUCAAUUGCAUCCACCCAUAUGGAUUUCUCGCGUCCAAACCCACCUCCUUCACAUCCUCCAGCGACGAACAAUGGCUUGCCCAGCCAACCGAAGAUUCCAGAAGCAAAUGGCGUGUCCCUGCCGCCACGACGUGUAGCGUCUACCAGCGGCGGGCAGAUGUCAUCUACUGGGGUCGUCCAUCGUACUGGAAACGAUUUGAUUGACCUCAAUCAGGAGGACUAUUCCCGAGUCAGUGUUUUGGAGGCUUUUGAUCCUUUGCUGAAUGAGAAUACCGGAAAUGACAGUCGCCUUCAAACCGAUCUGCACAUCCUUGUUACUAUGCCUGAUUAG
Molecule: messenger RNA, 1718 nt
Organism: Drosophila willistoni
Lineage: Eukaryota; Metazoa; Arthropoda; Insecta; Diptera; Drosophilidae
Exons: 4
Coding region: 615-1718 (367 amino acids)
Source: RefSeq, a predicted model, not a curated record